Molecule: messenger RNA, 3683 nt
Organism: Xyrauchen texanus (razorback sucker)
Lineage: Eukaryota; Metazoa; Chordata; Actinopteri; Cypriniformes; Catostomidae
Product: 26S proteasome non-ATPase regulatory subunit 11B-like
Exons: 13
Coding region: 13-1281 (422 amino acids)
Biological process (GO): ubiquitin-dependent protein catabolic process
Cellular component (GO): proteasome regulatory particle, lid subcomplex
Molecular function (GO): protein binding; structural molecule activity
Source: RefSeq, a predicted model, not a curated record
UUGAAUAGGAAGAUGGCAGCCGCGGCAGUAGUGGAGUUUCAGAGAGCUCAGUCUCUCAUCGGCACAGACAGAAACGCUUCUAUUGACAUUUUACAUUCAAUAGUGAGACGAGAUGUUCAGGAGGAUGAUGAAGAGGCGGUUCGUGUUAAGGAGCAGAGCAUCCUGGAGCUGGGCUCUCUCCUGGCUAAAACGGGACAAGCUGCAGAGCUUGGAGGCCUGCUGAAGUUUGUGAGGCCUUUCCUGAUCUCCAUAAGCAAGGCAAAGGCUGCACGAUUGGUGCGCUCACUCCUGGAUCUGUUCCUGGACAUGGAGGCAGCUACAGGCCAGGAGGUCGAGCUGUGUUUGGAAUGCAUUGAGUGGGCUAAAGCUGAGAAGAGAACCUUCCUCAGGCAGGCCCUAGAGGCUCGACUUAUUUCUCUCUAUUUUGACACCAAGAGAUACCAGGAAUCCCUACAGCUGGGCACCCAGUUGCUGCAAGAGUUAAAGAAAAUGGAUGAUAAAGCUCUGCUGGUUGAGGUUCAGCUGCUGGAGAGUAAAACCUACCAUGCCCUCAGCAACCUUCCCAAAGCCAGGGCUGCCCUCACCUCAGCCAGGACUACUGCCAAUGCCAUUUACUGUCCCCCAAAGCUCCAGGCAGCACUUGAUAUGCAGUCAGGUAUUAUCCAUGCGGCUGAAGAAAAAGAUUGGAAAACAGCCUAUUCUUACUUCUACGAGGCUUUUGAGGGCUACAACUCCAUUGACAGUCCCAAGGCUGUCACUGCACUCAAAUACAUGCUUCUGUGCAAGAUCAUGCUCAGCUUGCCAGAGGAGGUACAGUCCUUGAUCAGUGGCAAACUGGCUCUACGAUAUGCAGGGAGACAGACAGAUGCACUGAGAUGUAUAGCACAAGCCAGCAAGAACAGAUCAUUAGCAGAUUUUGAAAAGGCUCUGAUAGAGUACACAAAAGAACUGAGGGACGACCCCAUCAUCAAUACACACUUGGCCAAACUUUAUGACAACUUGCUGGAACAGAACCUCAUCCGGGUUAUUGAGCCUUUCUCCAGAGUACAGAUUACAUACAUAGCGGGUCUCAUCAAACUCUCAAAGGAUGAUAUUGAGAGGAAACUUUCACAAAUGAUCCUGGACAAAAAGUUUCAUGGUAUCCUUGACCAAGGAGAAGGAGUGCUCAUCAUAUUUGUGGAGCCCCCUGUGGACAAGACUUAUGAGGAAGCCCUAGAAACCAUACAGAACAUGAGCAAAGUUGUUGAUUCGUUGUACAACAAGGCGAAGAAAUUGACAUAGAAUAAAUGUCAAGCUGUUGCUGUGGGUAAUGGUCGUAUGUGUGUGAGUUUGCCCGUGUGUAUGUAUGUACGUAUGGCCAACAUGUGGAACUUUUUUCUCGCAGGAAAAAGGGACAACAUUGAGCAAGACUCUCAAAAUGCAACAGGAUCUACUUGUUCCCCACUUGAGAGUUUUUAACGUUUCUUUUCUUUCAAAUGGACAAUAUCAUCUUUAUUAUCUUCUGACGUUUUUCUCCUCUGUAUCUGUUAACGGCCAACACAGGCCAUCAGGGAAUGUUGUACAACUACAAUAAAAUCCUAAAAUGUCAUAUAGAAAUGUAUAGCUCUUCUACAUUUAAAGUUUUUAAAUUACAGCAACUUUGUGAUACAGACUCUUGGGUUUCAGUUAUCUGCGGUUCAUUGGUUGUUUGCAGUAGUACAUAUCUUUUAUUUACCUUUUCUGAUUUUAUGGAUGCAAGUUCUAUCUGAUUGCUGUUGAUGAGAGAGAUUCAAUGGUUCUUGGCAGUAAUGAAGUUUGGUAGGAUUUGUGAGAGGCUUCAUAAUAAGCACAUUUGCCAAUCAUAACACAAAACGAUUUUGUAUGUUAAUUUGAUCACCAGUAUUGUUUGCCAUUUACUUUUGCAGUACACUGUCUUUACAGUUUUGUAUAUACAGUUUACUGUUUUCCAAGUAGGGUGGUUAUAAUAAAAGGCCCUAAUCCUACAAAGGUUUUGGUCCUCUUUGUAAAAAUACAUCUUUUCACAAAACAUUUUUGUCAGCACUGAAGUUAUCAUUUUUUUCAUUAUUGUUCUGACACUUCUUAGAUCCGUAUCUCAUUGAAAACUCAAUUUCUAGUUCACCAACAAUAUAUCAUAUACUCUCAAUAUCCUCAACAUCGUAGAUUGUUUUGUAGUUAAUUUAAAAUUGAAAGUUUUGUGCAUUUGUUUUUUACUUAAUCUCAUUGCUUUCCUGAACAUGUAUACAUUCAGUUAUCCUUUGCAGAGUUAACUUAUAUUCUUUCAUUUAUUCUGUUUAGUGUGCAAUUAUAAGUAUUAAAAAAUUAGGUAGGUAAAUGGAGUGUUUAAAUUAUGAUUUGAAAACUUUCUGCGUGUGUUUGUGAAUGAUUUGUAGUGGCAAUCUAGAAUUGAAGUUUAAGAAUUUAGUUGGACAGUAAAUUCUUCUAAAAGUAAUUGUUUUGUGCCUAACAUCGAAAAGUGGUGUCCCACAAAUAUCCUCUACCCAAAGCUGAAACUCUUAAGUGUUGGUUGGCAGGUUUCACUCUGAGGAAAUGUUUGUAUUUGUUGGACUGUUCACAUCUUUACAUUUAUUGGCUUUCAGGUAAAUUAUGCUUAUUUAUGCUUAUGAGAACUAAACCUCUCAUUAACCUUUCAGUCAGAGCCUUUAAAACCCUGAUACUCUUGGGUUGAAAAGGACAAGGAGUACUAAAAGAACAACUGAUCAUAGAACUGAAAGUAUUUUUGUAAAUGUAUACCUAGAUAUCUAUGGCACAUUUAUUUUCUGAUUCGUAUUCUGAUUUGCAUUCCUUUUGCCCUUGUAUAACCACACUACUUGAUAAAAAUAGCCCAAACCAAAAAUGUUGUUUGUUGUAGUUGAACAAUAUUAAAUGUACAACCAGUUUAUGUAGAAAAAACGACCACCUCAUUCUUUAUCUGAUGUUCAGAUGGGUUCAAAUGUUUUUCCCUGCUAUCGUUCCCACUCUCUAGUCAGUUGUGUAACUGAAAUUUAGAUAUUAGUUCCUAUAAUCUUUUAGAAGGGAAAAAUAAAGACUUAUAAUGAUUAGUCCAGCAGAGGGUCAAUAAAAAUUCUACAAAUUAGUAAUAAUAAUAAUUAAACCCACACAAACUAACUAGCUGUGUAUUACAACUAAUUGCAGUAACUAUUUCCUUUGAUGCAUUUCUGUAUUUAUCUAUUUUCACACCUACAGUGUGUUAAAACUUUAUUUUGAAAGGAAGGAUUAAACUUUGAUGAUUGCUUUGACGUAUUAGCAUGGUUUACCUUUUUUGAAAGUGUGGAAUAUGAGUUAGUUAAUUUGCAUAAAUUAUGCAAUUUCAAAUCUGUUACAUUUCACACAUCGAUAGCGUUGUGAUAAGUAUUUGAAAUAUUCAUCUCUGUGGAUUUGUUGAUUUUUAUUUUGACACUAUAUCCAACGUUUGAGACAGCGUUCUUGCAUGAUAAAUCCUGCAUGUAUAUUAACCAAUGAAGUGGAGUGAAACUAAACCAUACACAUGUUUUGUUGAUCUACAAAGACGUUGAUCUUCAUUCAAAUGAUAGUUUCAGAACUAAAAAAUAUUCCUCGUCACUGCACUAUGUUAGCCCACAUUGACUUUGCAUUGGCAGCUGCUGUUAUUUAUGUUGUCAGGAUCAUUGAUGCAGUCUACAUGCAUACUCAAAUAAAGCUGUAAG